Gastrolobium bilobum is the source of this 891-nucleotide messenger RNA. RefSeq lists its product as uncharacterized. The record is from RefSeq and is a predicted model, not a curated record. Lineage: Eukaryota; Viridiplantae; Streptophyta; Magnoliopsida; Fabales; Fabaceae. The transcript is spliced from 2 exons. The coding region runs from base 1 to 891 and encodes 296 amino acids.
AUGUUUAAAAAGUUGCAAAAUAAUAUUCUUUUUGCUGAAGCUUUAGUUAACAUUCCUAACUAUGCUAAGUUUAUGAAAGGUCUCUUGUCUAGAAAGCAUAAAUUGCAAGAAUUUGAGACAGUGGCUCUCACCGAGGAGUGCAGUGCCAUUAUUCAGAAGAAGUUUCCACCACAGCUUCAAGAUCCAGGGAGUUUCAAUAUCCCGAUUGCGAUAGGCAACAUUAAUGUUGGCCUGGCAUUGCCAAAUGGAGUAAUUGAAGACGUUCUUGUCAAAGUGGACAAGUUCAUCUUCCCUGUAGACUUCGUAGUCCUAGAUAUGGAAGAAGAAGGAUAUAUGCCUCUUCUCUUGAGUAGGCCCUUCCUAGCUACAGCUCAAGCCAUAAUUGACGUAGAGAAAGGAAAGUUAAAGCUGAGAAUGGAUGACGAAAAGGUCACCAGUAAUGUAUUUGAUGUUAUGAAGCAUGCUAAAGAUAAUAACGACUACUUUCGGGUGGACAUUUUAGAAGAGCUGCUUCUCGAGAAGAAAACUGAUGGUCAGACACUAGAUAAAGAGAUGAAGUUCUUUGAUGAAAACUCUCCAAAAGAGAGUUCUGAAGUUCCAGUGAAGGAGUUAGAGAAAAAGGAGUCAGACAUCACUGUGGGAGCACCAAAGGUAGAGUUAAAGGAGCUUCCUUCUACUCUCAAAUAUGUCUUCCUAGGAGAUGCAGAAACUUAUCCAGUCAUCAUCAACAAGGAGUUAUCUAAUUCUGAAGAAACAAAGUUGAUGAAAGUACUCAAGGAUCACAAAACAGCAAUAGGGUGGUUCAUCUCUGAUUUAAAGGAAAUUGAUCCCUCCUUUUGUACUCACAAGAUCCUUAUGGAAGACAAUAUCAAACCUGUGAGGCAGCCUUAG